Messenger RNA from Prosopis cineraria, 725 nucleotides. RefSeq lists its product as uncharacterized. Lineage: Eukaryota; Viridiplantae; Streptophyta; Magnoliopsida; Fabales; Fabaceae. The coding region runs from base 188 to 553 and encodes 121 amino acids. The record is from RefSeq and is a predicted model, not a curated record. The transcript has a single exon.
UGUUUAUUAUUAAUUAAUAAUCAGAUUAGUUUUGUGCGAGUGGGCAUUAGAAUAACCUCACCUUACCAGCCUCUCCAUGUGCUCCACAUGUUCUCAAAUUCCUUCAUAAUUGGCUUCGUUUCAUUUACCUUCUGCAGCGUAAGGUUUCGUUGUCUUCUCCAAAACCAAGCCCACCCUUUCCUUCUCCAUGACGGUUCGCAUGUCUAAGACCACCAUCAUUUCAUUUACCUCGUUACUUUCCUUGACCCUCUUCUGCGUUGUCGCUUCUAGGAGAUCUGAAUUCCAAUGGUCCACGCUGCAUCUGAUUCUGGGACUGGCGCUCCUUAUGGGCUUGGCAUGGGCGAUCAUGGCGUUCCGAGCCACCAUGGUCGCUUGGGUCACAGUAUUGGUGCUGCUAACCUUUGCAGGCAAUCGCCGCCGUGUUUUGGUUCGACGAGGCAGCCUCAUCACCGGUGAAGUGACCAGGUACUUUGUCCCUCCUUUACUCCGGCGGAAGCGCUUCUUCGUCGUGGCUUGUGCCGCUCUGCUCAGCUUGCUUGCCGCGCUCAGAUGACGUCACCGAGGUAAAAGAAGAACUAAAAUUUGCACGAGAUUGUUAUUAUUUUUUAUUUUACUGUUGUUGUUUUUAUAUAUAUCUUCAUUACAAUAUAUGUUUUAAUGUGUAAUCAAUGAAGAGAUGGAAUUCGCUCGAAACGAAAUUCAAGUAGCGAAGGCAUCAGUUAACA